This is a messenger RNA of Tachysurus vachellii, 1568 nucleotides long. RefSeq names its product zinc finger protein 385B-like. Gene Ontology annotation, molecular function: nucleic acid binding; zinc ion binding. The record is from RefSeq and is a predicted model, not a curated record. The coding region runs from base 117 to 1568 and encodes 483 amino acids. NCBI's taxonomy places the organism in Eukaryota, Metazoa, Chordata, Actinopteri, Siluriformes, Bagridae. The transcript is spliced from 9 exons. Gene Ontology annotation, cellular component: nucleus.
CUUAUCGCUAACGGCGACACACACACAAAACACAUACGCACGCACGCGCUCGCACGCACGCACACACACACACACACACAUUUUUUUUCUAAAUAGUCUGCGAUUAAAGAGUCUAAAUGUCCAGUGCGGAAGAGAAAACGAACUGCUGGAGCCAAACCGGUUUGAGUCGUCUGGUGGAAGUGGAAUGUGAAGCAUCAGAGGAAAAACAGAAGCAAAAGCAGCAGAUACUUCUCUGUGAAGUGUGUAAUAUUCAGCUGAACUCCAGUACUCAGGCUCAGAUCCACUACAAUGGGAAAACUCACCAGCGCCGAAUACGGCAAGCCAACAGGGCCAAAAGCAGUGGAGGGGCCAGAAACAGCACGGGAGGUCCAGCCCAGGGUGGCGGUUUGCUGACAUCACUCCCUGUUCAGCCUCAGAUGGACCUGAAGCACGUUUUGCCUAUCAGAGUAAACUGCUCGUCCCCCCUCAGCCUAUUACCCAACUUCAAUAUGGAUCCAGUUCAGAAUGCAGUCAUCAACCACACUUUCAGCAUCGCACAAUUGCUAAAAAAAACCCAAAUCAUCACCUGUAACAUCUGUCACCUGCGCUUCAACUCCACAAACCAAGCAGAAGCACACUACAAAGGGCACAAGCAUGCACGCAAACUCAAAGCUAUAGACAGGCUAAAGAACAAGCAAAGGAUUCUGGGAAAGUCUGUGUGGAGGGUAAGGGAGAGAAAAGAACCAAUACUGGGAGAGAUGGAGAACAGCAAUGGGAAGGACAGCAAUCUGUCUGAGAGGACAGAACCAAUCCGUACAUCACAGGCAUCAAACCCUGAGGGUGACAGUGUUCAGGGUAUCUCAGUCACGUUAAUGCCCAUUUCACACACUUCUGUCUCAAAAAGACUGUGUGAGAGCAAAUGUAUCCCAGAAUCCUCUGUUCCGGUGCCUCGAGCCAAACCAAAAGGCUUGUGGGACUCUGAAUCCAUAGUGAAGGGAAACAGAAACAGGACGAAAUGCAGCAAGAGUCUUCAGUGUGCUGUUUGUAAAGUGACCGUCAACUCUGGCUCACAGCUUGAGGAUCACUAUAAAGGCUCUAAACACAGACUGAUGCUGGGAGGUCACUGCAUGUUGCCACGGAAACGGGGCAGAAAAGAGGAUUCAUCCCGUGCCACACCGCGGCUUCAUGUCGACUCCGCCUCCACCAAACUAUCACACCACUGCAAUGUGUGUGAUAUAGACGUCAACUCAGAAGCUCAGCUCCAACAACACAUGAGAAGCAGGAGACACCGAGACCGAGCCACUGGAAAAUCACUUCAUACAAAGUUCAGCCCCUACAUCAACAACUCAGCCCACUCCGUGUUAACGACCAAGCUCACUCUUCAGAAACAACUCGCCAGAACAGUGACCUCCAGCUUCCUAACAUCAGCCCUCAGCCCUGUGGCCAUGGCAACUGGAACUUUGUCCCCAAGUCACGGUCAUCUGCCUGCCCCCAUAUUCCAAGCACCUCUGUUUAGCCACACCCUCUUUAGACCUGCCCCUGGGCCCUUUAAGGCGACUCACGGUCCAGUCGUAUUCUGUCCUUACUGA